Molecule: messenger RNA, 2037 nt
Organism: Mercurialis annua (annual mercury)
Lineage: Eukaryota; Viridiplantae; Streptophyta; Magnoliopsida; Malpighiales; Euphorbiaceae
Product: NAC domain-containing protein 83-like
Exons: 4
Coding region: 423-1286 (287 amino acids)
Biological process (GO): regulation of DNA-templated transcription
Molecular function (GO): DNA binding
Source: RefSeq, a predicted model, not a curated record
AUAAAUUCCUUAUAAACAAAACCAACUUUUCAUACUACCUCGCGGUAGACAAUCCACAUGGCUCACUUGUAAGUCAACAGCUGGAGCAGUCUUACUUUCAUUCAAGCCACUGACGGUUACUUUAGCAGUUUCUUACUCUCUAAUCAACUCAAUCACGACCUAGCCUGCGCCAACAUUUUAGAACAUCAUCAAGCCAAUAGAUUAUUGCCAUGUCAGCAUUGCACUAAAAUUGUCCACAUGGACGACAUAUAAAUUGUUAGAAAAACAGAAAACGUACACACUAGUAACACGGUAGUAACUUGGAAGCUUCAGAAGCACGCAUCUUUUUGCCUAUAUACAAACCCCUACUUAAACCCUUUUCACAUUUGGCUGCUCUGUUUUUCUAUACUCACUCAACUGAGUGAGAGUGAUCGACGAAAACGAUGUCGUUUCUGCCGCCAGGUUGCCGAUUCUACCCUUCCGAUGAACAAAUCUUGUGCUACUAUCUCAGAACCAAGAACCGCACAAACACCGGUGAUGAGAGGAGUAACGGCUAUGAUUUAAUCAAGGAGCUCGAUUUGUACGACUACGAGCCGUUUGAUUUGCCAGGAGAUGCUUGCUAUGCGUAUGGAUAUAAAGGGAGGAAAAGACACUGGUUUUGUUAUACAAAAAUUAGGGUUUUGAAGGAGAGAGGGAGAAUUAGGAAGGGUAAAGGAGGAUAUUGGAGGAUUAGCGGUAAGGUUAGAGAUACAGUGGACCCAGUUGGAAAGGCUGUCAUUGGUACUAGGUCUAAAUUCGUAUUUUAUUUGGGUGAUUCUGUUAAAAAUUCAACUAAAACUGAUUGGGUUUUAUAUGAAUAUGCCCUAAUGCAUCAUGCUAAGGCCUCUUAUGUCCUUUGUCGGAUAUUUGUCAAAUCUCGUGGUGGAAAUAAUGUUUCAGAGAAUGUAUUAAGUUGUUCUGCUGAAGAAAGUGGUUCUGCUGUGCGUCAUAUCGGAAUUCAGCACAAUGAACUUCUUACACCUGAUAUUGUUGAAGCUAAAGUGCAUCAUCAUCUUGUAAAUUUGGUUGAUAGUACUAAUGAUUUGUCUAGAUGUCCUGUCAAAUUCAGUACUAAAUUGGAUGAUCAUGUCACUAGAGGAUCCAAUUGUCAGUCUCCUUACGACAUCCAACUCAAAUUUGAUUCGAAUAAGCUGGUUAGGACAUCUGGACUUCCUGUUAGCGACACACUUAAAGACGCUGAAACUUCUCAACAAUUGGCAUCCAUUCUAGAGGGAGAUUUCAUAGAGCUGGAUGAUCUUCUGGAUUGAUUCUUCAAAGAGAUUACUUUAGGGAAACAUGUGCAGAUUAAGCCUAAUGGAUUAAAAUAUUGUUGAUUAAGACUAAUGGAUUAAAGUAUUGCUGAUUGAGCCUAAUGGAUUAAAGUAUUGCUUGAAACAAUUGAUUUAUGAAGAUUAGGAAGUUAUUUGAGUUAAAUACUCGUCUACAAGGAGUUAAAAAAUCAUAAAAGGAAUUUGAUAUUCUGGCUAGAAGAAGAGAUUUUUGUUUGAGGAAUCUGAUAUAUAACACUUAGGAAAUUAGCUGAAGAUAUUAAAGUCUUGUGGGACGAAGAAAAUUGGAAUGAAGAACUUAUUAUGUUAGUUGUUGACAUUGAAGGAUAUGUCGUACCAGAAGUGUUUCUUCAGUUGAGAUUCCCAUUUGCCCAUUAAUAGGCAUUUUUCCUUCCCGUGGAAUCUGAACAAGAUUGAUAUGUCGGAUGAUGGUAAAUUCAAAUUUGAAAACAAUUGUGUCUGAGUAGCAGCCAGCUACUUCACCUGGUUUCAUUAUCUUGCCGUUCCGCCAAUAAUGGUGGCGUCUUUUUAUAUAUAUAAUGGACAGAAACAUUGUUUCUCUGAGCUCUCUGGAACUCUCUUGACUUAGAGAAGUUAUUAUUAUUGAGCCUGGCAUUUAAUUAGCUUAUGAGUUAUCUUGUUGCAGCCUUAGAUAACAGUAUCAUGAAGAGUGUGCGCACCAAAUAAUUUCUUAUGCAAUUGCCAUGCUGAAUUACUCGGUUUUUGUUCU